This is a messenger RNA of Arabidopsis arenosa, 1786 nucleotides long. The record is from the annotation of a GenBank genome assembly. Lineage: Eukaryota; Viridiplantae; Streptophyta; Magnoliopsida; Brassicales; Brassicaceae.
GGUGAGAACAUAAAUACAAUCUCUCUUUUACCGCCUCUCACCCAUUUAUCUCUCUCUCUCAAAAACUUUGAAGUCAAAAUUCUCCGGCGGCUUUUAAACUAUGUGAAAGGAGGAGAACCUCCAAAUAAAGAAGCAAUCUUUCACUUUCCCGGCGGUGGAGGAACACAAAGCCACCGGUUUUGGAUACACAGAUUUCAUUUUCAGUUGUUAAAUGGUAACUAGAGAAACGAAGUUGAUGUCAGAGCGAGAAGUAGAGUCGUCCAUGGCGCAAGCGAGACAGAAUGGAGGAGGAAGUGGUGAGAAUCAUCCGUUUACUUCAUUGGGAAGACAAUCUUCUAUCUACUCAUUGACCCUCGACGAGUUCCAACAUGCUCUCUGUGAGAACGGCAAGAACUUCGGGUCGAUGAACAUGGACGAGUUUCUCGUCUCUAUUUGGAACGCAGAGGAGAAUAAUAACAAUCAACAAGCAGCAGCAGCUGCCGCAGCUUCACAUUCUGUUCCGGCUAAUCACAAUGGUUUCAACAACAACAACAACAACAACAAUGGAGGCGAGGGUGGUGUCUUUGGUGGUGGUUCUAGGGGCAACGAAGAGGCUAAUAAUAAGAGAGGGAUAGCGAAGGAGCCAAGUCUUCCUCGACAAGGCUCGUUGACACUUCCAGCUCCGCUUUGUAGGAAGACUGUUGAUGAGGUUUGGUCUGAGAUACAUAGAGGUGGUGGUACUGGUGAUGGUGGAGACAGCAAUGGACGUAGUAGUAGUAGUAAUGGUCAAAACAAUGCUCAAAAUGGCGGUGAGACUGCUGCUAGACAACCGACUUUUGGAGAGAUGACACUUGAGGAUUUCUUAGUGAAGGCUGGUGUGGUCAGAGAACAUCCCACUAACCCGAAACCUAAUCCAAACCCGAACCAAAACCAAAACCCAUCUAGUGUUAUACCCGCAACUGCGCAACAACAGCUAUAUGGUGUGUUUCAAGGAACCGGCGAUCCUACAUUCCCAGGACAGGCCAUGGGUGUAGGUGACCCAUCAGGUUAUGGUAAAAGGACAGGAGGAGGAGGAGGGUAUCAGCAGGCGCCACCAAUUCAGGCAGGUGUUUGCUAUGGAGGUGGUGGUGGGUUUGGAGCGGGUGGACAGCAAAUGGGGAUGGUUGGACCGUUAAGCCCGGUGUCGUCAGACGGGUUAGGACAUGGACAAGUGGAUAACAUAGGAGGUCAGUAUGGAGUGGAUUUGGGAGGGCUAAGGGGAAGGAAAAGAGUAGUGGAUGGUCCAGUGGAGAAAGUAGUGGAAAGAAGGCAGAGGAGGAUGAUCAAGAACCGCGAGUCUGCUGCGAGGUCUAGAGCAAGAAAACAAGCAUAUACAGUGGAAUUGGAAGCUGAACUGAACCAGUUGAAAGAAGAGAACGCGCAGCUAAAACAUGCAUUGGCGGAGUUGGAGAGGAAGAGGAAGCAACAGUAUUUUGAGAGUUUGAAGACGCGAGCACAACCGAAAUUGCCGAAAUCGAAUGGGAGAUUGCGGACUUUGAUGAGGAACCCGAGUUGCCCACUCUAAACAAACAAUAGGAAGAUGAAGAAGUCGGAGACAGAACGAGGGAGAGAAACUGAUGAUUUCUAAGUUGUUGUUUUGUCUUUGAGGAAUGAGGUUAUAGAAUCUUUAUACUUUGAUGUUUUCUGUGUUGGUAGGAGGAACACCAUCUGAUCUUCUUUAAUUACUACUACUGUUCCUUGUGAACAAGAAGAUGAUUCUGUGUUUUCAAAAUCAUCAAUCUUUGAAAAAUAGAACCGACUGCUAUGC